AUGGCAAGAAGUCAACUAGAAUCAGCCAUUCUAACCAGCGCUUUAGUUGAAAAUGAUCUAACUCCAAUUUUUCGAUUUACCAAGAUUCGAUUCCAUAACACUCUAAGUCCUCCAGAUUACCGAUCAAAUCAUAUUAAGGAAGCGAAAAGUGGCGAGGGCUUUCGUCGAAGCAGUAGUUUCGAAGUCCCUCCCCAGUCGAGACUUUGGUCAGCUAAAGACUGCUUUCCUGACGCAGAUGAUUUCAGCAUUCAUACUCUUGCGCUUGGUGCCGAUGGGAAACAGCUUAUUGUUGGAUCAGCCAAUACCAGUGUCAAGGUAAUCGGUGUACCGGAUGGUGGACAGCUACGCGAAAUUCGGCCUUCCAAAUGGAGAUUGGGGAUGCCGAUAACAUGUCUGCGCUAUAUACCAAAUAAUAUCAAUUGGGUAUUGGGUAGUACACCUGAAGGUGAAAUAUUCUGUGUCAGUCCUAAUCAGGAGGGCUUUGAGACAUUAAUCAAGGAGGAAAAUAGACAAACCUAUUGUCUGGAUAUAUCUUCGGAUGGAACAGAAAUGGCUACGGCAGGGAACGAUUCCUCAAUUCGCAUCUACGAUAUUCAUCCUACACAACUGCGUGGUAGCGAAACUUGCUCUGUUAAGGGGAAAUCUAGUACAGCACUGCCAACCAUCUUGUAUUUUGGAGACCGAUAUGAAAAGCCAGUGGGAUGUUCUGUCGCAAAAGUUGCCAAAGGCCGUCAGAAUCCUUCCUUGAAUUCUAGAAUGCCACAAAUUCUUGGCUAUCGACCAGCCGGACCUGCAGAUAAUUACACCGAUGGUCAUUCAAUGCGUAUCACCGCAUUAAAAUAUCACCCAGCGCAUCCAAGUAUACUACUGUCAGCUAGUUGGGAUCAUUAUGUUAAGAUUUGGGAUACUCGAACACGGAAUAAGCCAAUUUACGAGAUCUAUGGUCCUCUAGUUUGCAGUCCUGAUGGUUUGGACGUUGAUGGUCAUUAUGUACUGACUGCUUCUUGGCGCAAAAGUCAAGCUCUUGAGGUAUAA
This is a messenger RNA of Rodentolepis nana, 1035 nucleotides long. The record is from the annotation of a GenBank genome assembly. Lineage: Eukaryota; Metazoa; Platyhelminthes; Cestoda; Cyclophyllidea; Hymenolepididae.